UCUACCUCUUUUUUAAAGCCACCACAACCCGCAUCCGCAUGGUCCAAAAAACGACUAGCCGUGAGCCCUUCGCCGUUCUGCAUACAAAAAGAUAUAUUUACAACUAUGAAAACUCUUAUCGGUCAAGAAGAUUGUCUUUACUUAAAUGUCUACACACCGAGUGUUAAGAAACAUUCUUUCACUAAACUUCCAGUUAUGGUUUGGUUUCACGGUGGUGGAUGGAUUAGUGGUGGUAGCGAUUAUUAUAAACCCAACUACUUGCUGGACCGCAAUAUUGUUCUCGUCACUGUGAAUUAUCGACUUGGACCGUUGGGUUUCUUGAGCACAGAGGACUCGGAAUGUCCAGGAAAUCUAGGACUGAAGGAUCAACAGCAAGCUUUGCGAUGGGUGAAGGAAAACAUUGCUUAUUUCAAUGGUGAUCCGACAAGAGUAACUAUCUUUGGUGAAAGUUCAGGUGGUGCUAGUGUUCACUAUCAUAUGGUCAGUCCUCUUUCAAAAGGAUUUUUUCAUCGCGCCAUUUCGCAAAGCGGCACCUUUUAUAACCCAUGGACUUUAAUGCCACCGGGAUCUGGCAAGAAGAAUGCCGAAACCUUAGCUAAAACAUUUAAAA
Molecule: messenger RNA, 610 nt
Organism: Linepithema humile (Argentine ant)
Lineage: Eukaryota; Metazoa; Arthropoda; Insecta; Hymenoptera; Formicidae
Source: RefSeq, a predicted model, not a curated record